GGAAGCCAUCUUCCAGGCUCGGGAAAAGAUGCUCAAGGAUGCCUUUGAGACCGAGAUGCGACUGGCGGAAGCGCAAACAGCUGACUUUGUUGAGGGUGUCACUGCUAAACUGGUCGACAAACGGCCAGCGCUCUGGAAGCCUGCGACCCUCAAUGAGGUGAAGGAGGCAGACGUUCAAUCACUAUUGAACUCGGACGCACCGCUUCCUGAAGGCUUCGUACUAGCAAAUUUCCAUGGCCAUGCGGGGAAGGCUCAAAAGAGCUACGGAUUACCAAAAGAGGAAGAGAUUGAGAAAAUAUUAAAGAUGAAGAGCCGAAGUAUGAAAGAACUGAUGGAAGAGCUGGAGUAUGAGUAUCGCGGGAAGCAAGGGUUGAGGGAACGCGUUGAGGAGAUUGCGCGGCGGAAGACUCGAUUAGAAGGAGAUAGGCUUGUCUGGAAAACGGGAGGGCAGUAG
Acaulospora colombiana is the source of this 454-nucleotide messenger RNA. NCBI's taxonomy places the organism in Eukaryota, Fungi, Glomeromycota, Glomeromycetes, Diversisporales, Acaulosporaceae. The record is from the annotation of a GenBank genome assembly.